This is a messenger RNA of Diabrotica virgifera virgifera (western corn rootworm), 1618 nucleotides long. Its product is annotated as UDP-glucosyltransferase 2. NCBI's taxonomy places the organism in Eukaryota, Metazoa, Arthropoda, Insecta, Coleoptera, Chrysomelidae. Gene Ontology annotation, molecular function: UDP-glycosyltransferase activity. The record is from RefSeq and is a predicted model, not a curated record. The coding region runs from base 118 to 1611 and encodes 497 amino acids. The transcript has 5 exons.
UCAAAAUUCACGUAAAGACUACUGCGCCGUGGUCAGGAGUGUUUGCACUAUCUCUACUCUACUAGUGAAAGGUGCAGUCGCCGCGGUACAUAUUCGGAUAUCGCUUCUCGUAUCGGGAUGAAGCAAGUGACUUUGAUUUUUUUGUUCGCCGGGCUGCUAGCUGCGGAAAGCGCGAAUAUUUUGGGGAUUUUUGUGGCCCAAGGGAGAAGUCAAUUUCUUUUGGGGGAGAGGUUGUUAGGGGAACUGGCGAGAAGAGGACAUAAUGUUACACUUUUGGGGAAAUUCGUGCCUCAAGAAAAACAUGAAAAUUUGCAUUUAAUUCGUGUUAAUUUGAUGGAGGAAAAUUCUUUUGAUUUUCUGUCGUGGGAAACUCAAAAUGACUUUGAGCAUGUCAAAGCUAUACACGACAAAUGGCUUAAGAUAACAGAAGGAUUGUUCGAUGAACAACUGGUUAAGGAUCUAAUCAAUUCAAACAGUACCUUUGACAUGGUCAUAUUCGAAUCCUUUGGAAGUGAGGCCGCAAUGGGUUUUGCAAAGCAUUUUAAUGCUUCUUUGGUCGUAUUUAAUUCUUUGGCAAUGAAUGAGUGGUGCAGCAACCUCAUUGGAAAUGUAAGAAUACCAUCUAUAACACCUUACAGUUUAACCCAAAAAACCAGCAGCAUGACAUUUUAUGAACGUCUCACGAACACUUUACUUUUCCUAUACGACAAGUACUACAAAGAAUAUGUAUAUUACCCACAGCAACAAAAAAUAUUGAAACAACACUUUGGCAAUGAAAUGGAUCUUCACGAAGUUAUGACAAGUACUAGCUUCCUCCUUCUGAACUCUCACCCCCUCACCACUGAACCUUCUUUGCUUACCAGCGCUGCUGUAGAAAUUGGAGGAUUCCAUGUUUCUACUAGAAAGUUGCCUAACGAUAUCAAGAAGUUUUUAGACGAUGCUAAGCAUGGUGCAGUUUUAAUCAGUUUUGGAACUAACAUUGAUAUGAAGACAUUUUCGAAUAAUACAAUUGAGAGUUUGCUGAGAGCUAUUCAAAAUCUACCACAGCGGUUUAUCUGGAAGUUUGAUGCACUUCAAGUUCCUAAUAAACCUGAUAAUUUGUUGAUUUCAAAAUGGCUACCUCAGUCGGAUAUUCUUGCCCAUCCAAAUGUAGUCGCAUUCGUUUCCCAUUCCGGACUUAUAAGUAUCACAGAAGCAGUACACCAUGGAGUGCCACUUGUUGUUGUUCCUAUAUUCGGUGAUCAACAUAUGAACGCCCUUAGAGCUGUUGAGAAAGGCAUUGCAGUUAAAAUUGAAUUCUCUAAAUUGGAUGGAGACACUCUUCUUGGCGGAGUUCAGAAAAUCAUAAAUGAUAACCAAUACCAAAAGAAUGCCAAGGAAAUCUCCAAGAUGUUCAGAGAUCGACCCGUUCAUCCAAUGGACUUAGCGGUACAUACAAUUGAAUACGUCUUGAAGUUUAAUCCUGAGAGGCACUUUAGAAGUCCUGCAUUAGAUCUCUCUUGGUUCCAGCUCUAUUUACUAGAUAUUGUAUUUGUUGUUAUUGUUGUAACAAUGUUAAUUACAAAGAUUGCAAAAAGAGAUGUCCGAAAUAAAAAAGUGAAAGCAUCCUAAACAUAAA